AUGAAGAAGGAAGUAGCUUGGGGUUCCUUGGAUCUCAUCCAAAGUAUUGAAGAUGACCCCCUUCUGGACAGCCAUCAUCUCCCACAUCACUCAUUACACACUCAUUUUAGGCCCAGAUUCCAGCCUCUUCCUACAGUCAUCAUUGCAAAUCUUCUCUUGUUGAUACAUAUUGUGUUUGUUGUUUUAGCAUUUUUAACAGGUGUGCUUUGUUCUUACCCCAAUCCAAUUGAGGACAAGUGCCCAGGAAACUAUACGAACCCAUUGAAAGUUCAGACAGUCAUAAUACUUGGAAAAGUUAUUUUGUGGAUUCUGCAUUUCCUCCUUGAACAAUACAUCCAGUAUCACCACAGCAAAGUAAGAAACCGAGGCUAUAACAAGAUCUACCGGUCAACAAGGCAUCUUAAAAGCCUUGCGCUGAUGAUACACUCCACUGGCAACACGGCGCUACUCCUCCUGCUCUGCUUGCAGCACUCCUUCCCCGAGCCCAGUGCGCUGUACCUGGACCUCAUUCUGGCCACCCUGGCCGUGGAACUGGUCUGUUCCCUGACGUGCCUGCUCGUGUACACAGUGAAAAUUCGAAAAUUUAAUAAAGCCAAGCCACAGCCUGAUGUACUUGAAGAAGAAAAAAUCUAUGCUUACCCCAGCAAUAUUACCUCGGAGACUGGAUUCAGGACUCUCUCAAGCCUGGAAGAGAUUGUGGAGAAGCAAGGAGACAUCAUAGUGUACCUGAAGCGGCACAAUGCCCUGCUCAGCCAGCGUCUGCUGGCCUUCACGUCCUCUGACCUCAGCUCUCAGCCAAGUGGGAUUUGA
Messenger RNA from Lipotes vexillifer (Yangtze River dolphin), 810 nucleotides. It is a transcript of the gene TMEM192, whose product is annotated as transmembrane protein 192. The coding region runs from base 1 to 810 and encodes 269 amino acids. The transcript has 6 exons. Gene Ontology annotation, cellular component: late endosome; lysosomal membrane. The record is from RefSeq and is a predicted model, not a curated record. Lineage: Eukaryota; Metazoa; Chordata; Mammalia; Artiodactyla; Lipotidae.